This is a messenger RNA of Hemibagrus wyckioides, 1653 nucleotides long. It is a transcript of the gene cfap276, whose product is annotated as cilia and flagella associated protein 276. NCBI's taxonomy places the organism in Eukaryota, Metazoa, Chordata, Actinopteri, Siluriformes, Bagridae. Bases 79 to 555 code for a protein of 158 amino acids. The transcript has 5 exons. The record is from RefSeq and is a predicted model, not a curated record.
CGGUUGAAAAGACAACACGAACCAGAAGUUGGAUGUUAAGCAUUUUUCUGGAGAAGUUUCUACAGAAAAGGUGUAGCAAUGUCGCGAGAUCGAGACCCUUUCCCUUUUCCCAAAUACGAGAACGAUCACACUUUCACCGGAAAUAAAGCGUGCCAGCUGCCCUAUAAAAAACCCACACACAUCGCUCAGAAUGAAGAGCCGUGGAGCCGCUUGAACGACAGCCAGACUUUAUCCAGCAUGAGGAGAAGUGUCCUGUACCAUAAAGAGGCCCCAAAAGACAGUCUGGACUUCCAUCUCAGUGCUGUUUAUGAUAACCACCUGGAUUUCCUCCUGAAGAAGAAUGAGACUUUGUUUCAGAAGGAGUCUCUGCUCACAGACCGAGGGGGUAACGAUGACGAUGCUCCAAAACAUGACAAUUAUAUGAAAAUAAGAGAGUGGGUAAACCCCCAGAGAGCUACCAUUCAUAGCACUAAGGGGGCGAUAGAGUCUCACCAUAACGCUUCAACAAACCGAGGCUACUCCAGGAAGCAUGAUGGCGGCUUUUAUUCAAUUUAAUACCGAAGUUACACCCUUUUCACUCAGACACAGCUUGCAGAAAAACACUGCCGUAAUACAAAGAAAAAGAAAAAAAGUUUUUUCGGUAGUCAUUUUUAUUUCGAUCUGAAAGUAAUACACGUACAAUACAUUCUCGUUAACUAAUGGAAAAAAACCGAGUUUAUCCACACGCGCGCGCACACACACACACACACACACACACACACACACAGGCGCACACAGUGAGAGUUAUGGUGAGGAUCAGAAUCGCCUCUAUACUCAUAGACCAGUAAAGAAAGACUGAAGGAAAUCCUCCAUAAUCCCACCGGCACUAGUAUAUCUGAUCGAUUCAUCAUUUCUAACCACAAUCUCAAUUGCGGUGCCCUGAAGCUGCUAUGCGGCUAUAAAAGCCCAACGCUCAGCGCCACGGAGGACUCACGAGUCUCUUCUUAUCAUUUCUGAAUCCGCGCAGGGCAAAAACACGGAUCAGAUCAAAUAAGAUCACGGUGUAGAUUUUUAAAUAUACUCCUAAUUAACCACUCGCACAUUCAUACAACACAAACACUCACCACUCACACACAGCACUCUCACCAGCAACACUCACACUAUAGAGUUCGUAUCCGGGUCAAGAGCCUUUUAUAGCACUCGGUUGAACUAGAUAAGCAAAAAAUGAACAGUGUCCCCUUGCGGCCAGUGUGGGGUAUAAACAACCAUAUUAUGAUAAAAUGUAGUUCAAACAUUAAUAGAUGCUUUCUAUAUCUUGAUGAAAUGUUGCUUCCUAUAGGUCAACUAGUUGUUACAAGUAAUUAUAUUUAGAAAUCUUGUGAGUUUUACUGCUAACAAGCUUCUAUAACAAAUAAAAGUCUUUCACAAACAAUUGAAUAAGAUUGGUUGAUCUUUAGUGAUAAGUUCAGGUGUUUUUGUUUGUUUGUUUGUUUUGUCAACAUGCAAACCUGAAGAGUUUGACUUUUCACUACGAUCUAAAAAUGUUAGCGUCCAGUGUCCCAAAAGGAAGAUAAAUCAAAACGCACCUCAUUCUUUCAGAGUGAAGAAAACAACCAAACAGUAAAAACAAUAAAAACGCAAUCCCACAUUUUGCCCCAUUCCCAAGAAAGAAUA